Molecule: messenger RNA, 2037 nt
Organism: Aegilops tauschii subsp. strangulata
Lineage: Eukaryota; Viridiplantae; Streptophyta; Magnoliopsida; Poales; Poaceae
Molecular function (GO): zinc ion binding
Source: RefSeq, a predicted model, not a curated record
CUUGGGUCCAGCAGCAGCACUGAUCAUCGAGCGCGCGCCCCCAGCGGUCCCAAAAUCUUCAAAUCGUCUGCGCGGGAGGAGAGGAAAACAUCUCCCCGCCAAAAUCCACACCAGCCGAGCCCGUUCGGGUUCCGCUGCGCACCCCGCAUAAUAAAGGGGCAGAACGGGGGAGAAAUAUCCCACAUUCCAACCGCAGAAGGAGGGUCCAGCCUAGGGUUCAGGGGGCAAUCCGGCCGGAUAGAGGAGGGGGUUCUGCUGCUUCCGGUGGCCUCGCUCGCGGCGGCGAUCCCGCCGCCCUUGCCAGGAGCCGGUACGCCUUCCUCUGCGAGGUAUGUCGAUGCCAGAAGAGUUUGUGAUAUUUCCUGCUGAAGGGAAGAUUUCCAAUGGGCCUGAGGGGGCACUAGUGAGUCCCGAUUGCCCGUUUCUGGUCGCACGGCUGCCACAGCCACUGAACAAGUCGUUCGAGCAAGUGCGACGCUGGAUAAUGCAGCUCUUCCAGUUGAAUGGCGCGACACAUGAGCUCACUCUGCAGCACAUUCUGUAUGUCAGGAACAAUCCCAUGGCUCCUCCUUCCACCAUGCUGAUUGACAUAAUUGGGGACGAUUCCUGGAGGGCGUUCCUGAACGUGGCAUGGCGCCAUGUUGGAGUUUUCAGGCUGUUUGUCAAGUGGAGUGCCAAGAAGACAACCUCUGUUUCUAAGGCAGUCGUCACCAAUGGCACUCCGGUUGCUGAUGAAGAUCCUGCAGUGACAGAUGAAUCUGAUGAUGAUGGCAGCUGGCCAACUUGCAACCAUGAUAAACCUUGCACCAUUGAAACUUCAUGGGACCGUCAAGACCCAGGGAGAAGGUUCUACCGCUGCCCUCUCUUCGCGGAUUCAAAACAGGACUGUGGGUUCACCCAAUGGCUGGACAGGAAGUUCCCUGAGAAGGCGACUGUACACAUGAACUACCUCACCGACAAGGUUGAUCCACUCGAGCAGCAGGUUGACAACCUGAAGUGCGAGCUUGAGGAACUUCGUCAUCGUCGCCAGAAAAGGUCGGUUGCAGAAGCUGUUGUCAGUCAUGGAGACAAGUGCCUAUGUGGAAAGAUCCCUUGCGACGCAGCUUGUUGCAAUCAGGAUGAAAAGCCGCGCCCAAGCCAGAUUCGUAGAUUGGCUAAGGCCAAUUAGCCCUCGAUAUGCUGAGUGGUUCGUGGUCCAGGCUAGUUUCAUUCUGCGAUGAAGAUAUUUUGUCCAUUUUCUUGUUCAGUCAUCAGCAACCAUCAUGACCUGCAAAUGUGAUCAGUGAUCUAGCCAUCUUAGGUAGUUUUAUCUGCUAGCUAUUGUGGAACUCCUUUGUUGCUGAAUCCAGAUGAGAAUAUGAUUACCCUGAAACUAUGGUUUAUGUAACAUGCAUUGCUUAAUUAGUUUGACUAAGGAAUUUUGCAUGAGCAUGCCUUUUUUUUCCUUUUUGUUGCACAACAUCUGUACAUUUAUCUGACUGUCACAUCAAAUUCAGACAUUCUGAAAAUGGCAUGUAUCUCAUAGGAUAGGAUUAUCAUAGAAAUAGGAAACUUGUAGGAAAUGAGAUGACAUGCAUCUCAAAUCCUAUGAGUAAGAAUAGGCAAAGAUAUGUCAUUUGGUUCACAUCAUUGGAAUUUUUUACUGAGUGUAGGCCUAUGUAGGAAUAGGAAUCCAUUCCUAUGAACCAAAGGGCUCUAAAGGAAAAAUUCCAACAAAAAUCCUAUCUAUAGAAUUCCGAUGAAAUUCCUCCAAACCAAAGGAGUCCAACCUUUCCAGCCAGACACAAAGAUGAUUAUGCUUUUUCAAUGAAAUCAAAGGUGACAACUUAGAAAGCUGCAAAUACUUUUGAAUCCAUGAGUUGCCAGUUAGAGAUUUUCCUAGAUAACUAUCACAAUAUAUGAUUUAUCAGGGAAAGGAAGCAUCUGAAUCUUACAAAUUACAAAACAAAAGGCGAACAUUUCUAGCAUGAACACCGCCUGAAAGAUGCGGGGCGCGAAACAAAAUCUGAAGCUAUUCCCUAUUUAUAUUCUACGAUC